Amoebophrya sp. A120 is the source of this 330-nucleotide messenger RNA. NCBI's taxonomy places the organism in Eukaryota, Dinophyceae, Syndiniales, Amoebophryaceae. The record is from the annotation of a GenBank genome assembly.
GGCCCGGAUCGCCCUGGCGACGUUCUCCAUACCAAGGCGCUUGGUAUUAGAACUGCUACUGCCGCGAUGACAGACUCCAGCUUCCAUAUCAUUUCAACUAGCUUAAGUUGGGACGUGUCUAGAAAUUUCAUUACCAUGAACAAAACACAAGCCGGAGAUGUUCACCUGGGAGGCCCGCGACGGCGGCAGUUCCCGCAUCACCUUCUGAUGAUUUUCAUUUUAUAUAACCCCUUGAAUUGCAAAAAAUUAAUUUUUUUUAUUUUAAGCGUUGAAACGAUCCCAUAUAUAAUAGCGUCGGUUACUGUGAGUGAGUGUCAGUUUACAAAGUAA